GCAUGGCUAUGGUAUUACGUUAAUUAAGGGUCUUUGUUCUUUUCAGUGAGAGUUUAGAAAAUAUGUCAUAUUAACUCAAGUUACUUGAUUGUUCGACUAAUCGUAUUGGUCAAAUUGAAACUUUAAACAUAAACGCGAAAUUGUACAGGUAAAUCUCUCUUUAAAGUGGCACUUCUAUAUGGGCUUUUGUUCAGGUAACUUAACAUGCCUGGAGAGCAACUAGCAUGCGUUUGGCAGGCGGUGGCAGCACUAGAUGUCACCAAGAAAUGUGCAGUCAGCGCACCAACAGAAAUAGUAAAAGCAGUAACCAAAAGUAUCAGUGGCUUACAGACUGUGAAUUUCUCGGAACACAUCUUCAAUCAGACAUUUCAAGACGAAACCAUUAAAUUUGAGGAUUACAAAAUAUAUGUUAAAAAUUCUCUGCGAGAGAAAGGAGUUUCUUUCGGUAUUCUCCUUGAAAGUAUUGAAGAGGCCUGCUGGGAUGUGAUUAAAACAACAUGUAAAAGUUCCAUAUCUAAUGAUGACCUAUACAAAUUAUGGAAAAUCAACAACCGGUUAGUGAGAGAAGAUACAUAUCCACCUGUUUUGUGUAAAGAAGAGGCUUGCUGGUUUACCGACAAGGUCCUUGGUAACUUCGGGAACAUAAUCAAAUCAACUGAUGAAAUGUUCAAAGCAGACAGUUUCAUUUUUAUGGAUUUCAUCAAAAUACUCGAAGAUCUUGUGUUCAAAGAAGUAACGGUAGAUAAAACAAAAGCAUGCAUUGAUGACCUUUAUUCCUGGCUUGUAUUAGAGAUUUUGAAAAAAGAGAAAGUAUACGUUAGAUGUAGGAAGCAAUCAAACUGGUCGACAUGGGCAAAGCGCAGCUGCGUCCUUACUCCACGAAGUGUAAGUGUAUAUACCGGAAGUCCAGAUAAAGUUAGAAUUCAAAGCAGCACUAAGAAAAUAGAGUUAGUAAUUACUAAGAAUACAAAAGUAGAAAGUCUCCCAAUGUACAGUGGAAUAAUACAUCAUUUAAAAGGCAGAUUUUGUAUAGCAAACCAUCCAGUUAUAGAAUUGGAAAUAGCAGUUGAAGAUGACUUCGAAAAACGAUCAUGGUUAUCUUCUGUAGAGGAAAUCAUUGAAUGCAUACUAGAUAACACAACUCCAGUACAGAAAUUGCUGCGUGAUCGAUAUACAAAAAGGAUUAAACAGUCUUCAACACCAAUAACCAAACAAAGUUCUUUGCAGAAAGUAGAAACGGCACUAAAUGAAAAUCACAAACGAGUAUCUCGUGCAAUUUCGAACAUGCCAAGUCCAAUUCGUACACCAGUCAUUCAGUUGGAAGGUAUUCAGGAAACAACAGACGUUGUAACUGUUGAGAUUGUGCCAAAAGUCACCACUAAACCAGGACUAAAUGGAACGAAUGGGAACAAAACAGGUAGUCUGGGGAAUAACAACAACACCGAUUUCAUAGCAGUUAACAGAGAAAAACUAAAAGCAGUAUUCAUGAAAAUAGACACAAACGGUAACGGUCUUCUAGAAAGAACUGAAUUUCACAAAUUUAUCAAAGAAAUAGGCCUAACAAUGUCUGAAAAAGAAGUAAAUUUAGUGUUUAAAACGGUGGACACACGUGAUAAAAGGGAGAUCACCUUCGAUGAAUUUGAAGUGUACUUUUCGAAGCACGUGAUGGAUGAGACAUCAACUGCUGAAUGCGUAAACGCCAUAAGAAAGGCGUUUUUAGAAGCAGACCGUAAUGGCUCUGGCACAUUAAACUUCAGAGAAUUUACAGAAUAUGUAUGGGAGAAGAAACGUUCAAUUAGGAUGUCUAAAAUUAUGACCUCUUUUUCUGAAAGUGCGAAAGAUGAAAUCACCUUCUCCGAUUUUCAGAAAAUGGUCCAGGGAGGCAAUUCUGAUGUUCUAACUUCGAUAAUCGAGGAAGAAAUUGAGGCUAUCGACCUAAAUGAAUCAUCAGUAGGUCAGUUCCAGAACCAGCUUAAACAGGUCUAUAGUGACACAGAUUCCAAAGAACUUACAACAUACAUACGUGAUAGAUGGAAGAACUUUGCGACUUUCAGAAGGAAAGGAAACACGGGAACAAUUGUAAUGAAAGGAGGGCAUGGGAUGGUGGCAGAUUUAGUUCCAGGGGAAUACAGUUUAAUAGAUCUGGCAUGCUUCCGUGAUCUUCCGCCUCUUAUUCCCAAACACACCGUAGUUAAAGGGGUAAAAUGGGAAAUAGGAACAGUACCUGGAAAGUCCGGUAAAAUUACUUUCCCGCCAGAUUUCAAUGGAAGAGUUGUUACCGAUGUGGCCACUACAGAACUAUUGCGAUAUUAUGACUGCAGUUUUGCUGACGCAAAACAAGAAAAGAUUUCGUUGUUGUAUAGACAUGGAAUACAGGACUUUACAUACGAGAAUGGCUAUUUAGAAAAAUAUGUUGCUGCAACCAACGGUGGAGCGGGUCUCGAACGUCACGAGUUUUCUCACUUAGAUUGUCCGUUGACAGACGAGUCUGGAACAUUCAUUCUAACUAAAUUUACAGAGGACGGAGAAUUUCACAUAACUGGAUUCAAAAUCCCCAAACGUCACACCUUGUAUAUUCCCGGGGGUGUGAUCCAUUGUAACGAUUACCUUAAGGGGACGUGGAGGACCAUGUUAUCAGAUGAAACAGACAUUGACCAUGUACAUCUCACCAGACGAAAUGACGUACACGGUGACGAAAUUUAUGACAAUAAUGUCGAAACAAAAUUUCAAUUUACUUUUGUGUAAAAGGAGACAUUUCUACAUGAUGAAUUUGAAAAUCUAUAUUUUGGUGGAAUCUAGUCAAAAAUUAAUGUUGCAAAUUGUUCAAACGGCUAUGCCUUAUUAUAGCUGACUUGUGAAUAAAAGAUUAAUGAUU
Mytilus trossulus (common blue mussel) is the source of this 2875-nucleotide messenger RNA. RefSeq lists its product as uncharacterized. Lineage: Eukaryota; Metazoa; Mollusca; Bivalvia; Mytilida; Mytilidae. The transcript is spliced from 2 exons. The coding region runs from base 205 to 2745 and encodes 846 amino acids. The record is from RefSeq and is a predicted model, not a curated record. Gene Ontology annotation, molecular function: calcium ion binding.